This is a messenger RNA of Leucoraja erinaceus (little skate), 3965 nucleotides long. RefSeq names its product USO1 vesicle transport factor (gene uso1). The record is from RefSeq and is a predicted model, not a curated record. Gene Ontology annotation, molecular function: protein binding. Gene Ontology annotation, cellular component: cytoplasm; ER to Golgi transport vesicle membrane; Golgi stack. Gene Ontology annotation, biological process: vesicle fusion with Golgi apparatus; transcytosis; endoplasmic reticulum to Golgi vesicle-mediated transport. The transcript is spliced from 25 exons. NCBI's taxonomy places the organism in Eukaryota, Metazoa, Chordata, Chondrichthyes, Rajiformes, Rajidae. Bases 80 to 2974 code for a protein of 964 amino acids.
CCCCGCCCCCGGCCCUCCCCCCCCUGUGUGCGCAGGCGCGGCGACAGCGGCGGCUGACAGUUGGCGGCGGCGGGCGGCCAUGAACUUCCUGCGAGGAGUAAUGGGCGGCCAGAGCGCCGGCCCGCAGCGCAGCGGCGCCGAGACCGUUCAGAAACUAUGUGACAGAGUAGCUUCCGCUACGCUGCUGGAGGACCGCAGGGAUGCUGUGAGAGCACUCAAAUCACUGUCAAAGAAAUAUCGUCUAGAAGUGGGCAGUCAGGCUAUGGAACACCUCAUCAAUGUGCUGCAAAUGGACCGCUCAGACUCUGAAAUAAUUGGCUAUACAUUGGAUACUCUUUACAACCUGAUAUCCAAUGAUGUUGAAGAGGAAGAACCAGAGGAGAAUGUUCAUAAGCCCAGUUCUGAAGAUCUUGCAGUACAGUACACAGAGAUCUUUAUCAAGCAACCGGAAAACCUAACCUUGCUGUUAUCGUUGUUAGAGGAGUUUGAUUUUCACGUCCGUUGGCCUGCUGUGAAGCUCCUAACUGCACUUUUAAAAAAUCUCGGGCCACAAGUUCAACAGAUUAUUCUUGUCAGUCCAAUGGGUGUGUCCAGGAUGAUGGAUUUGCUUGCAGACUCCAGGGAAGUGAUUCGCAAUGAUGGGCUUUUGCUACUGCAACAAUUAACAAAAGGCAAUGCAGCCAUUCAGAAGAUUGUAGCAUUUGAAAGUGCCUUUGAACGACUGCUGGAUAUUAUCACUGAAGAAGGAAUGAGUGAUGGAGGUAUCGUGGUUGAAGAUUGUCUUUUACUGCUCGUUAACCUAAUGAAGAACAACAGUUCAAAUCAGAAUUUUUUCAAAGAGGGUUCGUACAUUCAGCGCAUGAAAACUUGGUUUGAGGUAGCCGAAGAGAAUUUAAACUGGUCUGCACAGAAGGUGACAAAUCUUCAUCUGAUGCUGCAGCUGGUGAGAGUGCUGGUGUCUCCAGUGAAUCCCCCUGGAGCUACAAGCACUUGUCAGAAGUCGGCAUUCCAGUGCGGCUUGUUGCAACAGUUGUGCACCAUCUUGAUGGCAACAGGAGUUCCUGCUGAUAUUCUCACUGAGACCAUUAACACAGUAUCUGAGGUUAUCCGAGGUUCCCAGGUAAACCAGGAUUACUUUGCUUCAGUGAAUGCACCUUCCAAUCCACCAAGACCUGCAAUUGUGGUACUUCUGAUGUCCAUGGUCAAUGAGAGGCAGCCGUUUGUUCUGCGCUGCGCUGUGCUCUACUGUUUCCAGUGCUUCUUGUACAAAAACCAGAGAGGCCAAGCAGAGAUUGUGGCCACACUUCUGCCAACAACCAUUGAUGCCAAUUCCAUCUCAGCUGGCCAGCUGCUGUGUGGAGGCCUCUUCUCUGCAGAUUCCCUCUCAAAUUGGUGUGCUGCCGUAGCACUAGCACAUGCUCUGCAGGACAACUCGGUCCAGAAGGAACAGCUGCUCAGGGUUCAGUUGGCCACCAGCCUUGGGAAUCCACCUGUGUCCCUGCUCCAACAGUGCACCAAUAUUCUCUCGCAGGGAGUUAAGAUCAACAGACGGGGAAGCAACGUACAGACACGGGUUGGAUUGCUGAUGUUGCUGUCCACCUGGAUGACAGACUGUCCUAUCGCCGUCACUCAUUUCUUGCACAACCAGACCAACGUCCCAUUUCUAACUGCACAGAUAUCUGAGAACCUUGGAGAGGAGGAGCAGCUUGUGCAAGGCCUCUGCGCCCUUUUAUUGGGUAUCUGUAUUUAUGACAAUGAAAACUCACUGGAGAACUACACUAAGGAGAAACUAAAACAACUAAUAGAGAAGAGGAUUGGAAAAGAGAUUUUCAUUGAGAAGUUGGCUUACAUCAGUAAACACGAGCUGUACUCUCGAGCUGGCCAGAAACCACAGCCCAGCUACUCCAUUCCGGAGCAAAUGCUGCUUGACCACGAAUUCACAAAACUAGUUAAAGAACUGGAAGUCCUGAUAAUAAAAGCUGUUCAGAAAUCCAGUGAGGAUGAGAAGAAGGAAGAGGAAGUGAAAAAGUCUCUGGAACAACAUGACAGUAUUGUCAGUCAAUACAAGGAGCUUAUUCGUGAACAGGACAUGCAGCUGAAUGAGUUAAAGAAACAAGUAACUGCCUUGACCACUCAGAAUGAACAGAGCCAAACUACGAUAACGCAACAGGCAGCACAGAUUCAGCAACUAAAGGACCAAUACAAUCUUCUCAAAAUACAAGGUAAACCCGUUGACAGCCAUCAUCACAUGCACAAUGAAGCGGCAGAGAUCAAUGGCAUCCAACCCAAGGCUGACAUGGAAGAAAUUGGAAGAUUACAGGAAGAGCUGGAACAAUUGAAGAAGCAACAUGGUAUAUUAGAAGGGCAGCUGGCUGAAAAGGACUUAAUCAUUGACAAAAUGCAGAUGAGCCAGAUAUCAGGAAACAAAGAUACAGACGAUUGUACAGAUAAUAGUGGGGAGCCAACGGCUGCACCACACAAGGAACUGGAAACCUUGCGGACUCUAGUACAGACACAGGCUGCCGAAAUCAGCCAGCUUCAGGCCAAGAAGCAAGAGCUGGAGAAUCAGCCUGCAGCCAUGACUGGGCUGGGUUCAGGAGAUGUUGACAGUGAUUCUUCGUUAAGAAGGAUUACACAGCUGGAAAGCAGAGUAUCAGCAUUGGAUGAUGAAAAUCAAAAGUUAAAGGGCCAAGUGAAGGUGUUGACUGAGGAGAAGGAUUCUCUGGAUCAGCAGAUGACCAGGACAAACAACACGGUGGUCAUUCUUCAGACUGACAAGAGCAGGCUCCAGCAAGAGGUGGUGGAGUCGAAGAAGGAGCAGGACGACCUGCUGGUGCUGCUUGCCGACCAGGACCAGAAGAUCUUCUCCCUGAAAAACAAGCUGAAGGAACUUGGUGAAGCGAUUGAAGAUGAAGACGACAUGGAGUCUGGCGACCAGGAUGAUGAUGACUAUGACGAAGAUGAACCCAACUAGUUAUAUCUGACUUGCACGCAGACAAAGUAGGGAAAUAGAAUGGAAAGAGGGUCAAAGCUUCGAAUAUCACAAUGAGUAAAAGUAGAAGCUGGGUUAACCACGUUUGGGGUUUUUGAAAGGGGUUUUGAAAUAUCUGUUCAUUGUAUCUACCCAUUACAGAAGUUUUCUCAUCAGGUAGGGCAGAAGCUUUUAAUUCUUAAAGUAUUAAAAUUUUAACAAAGCAUUUAUUUUUCUCCAUUUAAGGGAAAGAAAUAGAUAGCUUCCUCCCCCCAGCCAUCGGUAUAGUCAACAGAGAUUCGCUCUUGUUCUCGUUUAACCUGCACCAUUAUGGAACUGUAAACUUAAUCAUGUGUUUCUACAGGAUGUGUUGUUAUGGGAGGUUGUUGACUUCACUGCAAACUCGGGAGGGGUGAAAUGUUCGAUGCCAGGCCAGGAAUUGGGGCAAUAAGAUGCUCUACAUUGCGAUGGCAGCAUGAGAACUUGCAGUUCUAUCCAUUCACAUGGCGUCGUGCCCAUCUAGUGCGAGCGGUUUGCUGCAGGGGAGUAGCGUGGAGCAUCUGUCUUGCCUGCCUAUGCAUUGUUGGCAGUGGGUGAGGGGGCAUUGCAUCCACACUUUUGUAUCUGCAGCAACACCAAAGUUGGACCGGCUCUGUGACUGAGGUCACACGCUGAGAAGGUUGUAUCUGAGAUCGUCCCCUCCCUGCCUCGUGACCCUCUGUCAUUGUGCCUUCACUUAGCUCUAAGCUCGGGUCCGUCCCUCCAAAUCGAAACUUGUUGUCAAGUUAACAGCGGCACAACAUGGGAACAGUUUGGUAUUAACUGAUAUUUGAGUGUCACUCUGGUUAAUGUCAAUUUAUUAUUUGUAGACAAAACUGCAAGCAAAGACUUAUUUCUGAAUCUGUUCGCUGCAUUGAUGAGAGACAUGAUCUGUAUGAUUUAUGUAAUUUAUUGGCUGUUGGGCCAAAUUGGAAUAAAAUGAGAUAGCACACUU